Maudiozyma saulgeensis is the source of this 3492-nucleotide messenger RNA. The record is from the annotation of a GenBank genome assembly. NCBI's taxonomy places the organism in Eukaryota, Fungi, Ascomycota, Saccharomycetes, Saccharomycetales, Saccharomycetaceae.
AUGGACGAAGAUAACUAUUAUCUCCACCUAGAUGAUGAGCACUUAAUUAGGCCAAGGGCAAGCAGUGCUUCUUCACACCCUCGGAGACAAGGUUCUUUAGUAAGGCCAGAAAGAAAUAGGUUAGAUAACCCUUCAAAUCCCAGCUAUUAUUAUGCUCAAAAGACAGCAGAACAAAAAAAUAGGUUAAGUGUGUUGCCUUCAAGCACAGGUGUGAAUCCAACAACUGCUAGAAAUAGUACAAUUAGGUCUCGUCGGACUUUGAGCACCAAGAGGGGUUCGAGUAUUAUUGAGGAAGAAUAUCCCCUUAGAGAUAUAAGUAACGAUGAUGCUUCAAGAGAUGAUACAAGAUUUAACGAAGAACAAGACGGCUUAAAUGAACAAGAGAACGAAUUUGAUGAUUAUGACGAAAGCAGAUUUGAUCCAUAUAUCCCUGAUCUUAGAAAAGAUUUUAAAAAAAUAUCAGAAUCGCACAAGGACUCGAAUUCUUCAAUAUCGCUAUGGACAAUGUAUUGCAAAAUAUUAACAUUCUGGAUUCCAGGACCAGUUCUUGCCCUUUUUGGUAUGCCAGAUAAGGAAAGACAGAUGGCAUGGAGAGAUAAAAUUGCGCUAUUAUCUAUUAUAUGUUAUAUUGGUGCAAUUGUCGCAUAUAUUACAUUUGGUUUUACGAGAACAGUUUGUCCAAAUUCUGGUAUAAGAUUGGAGAAUAACGACAUAGAUACAGGGUUUGUGACCAUAAAUGGUAAAGCUUAUAUAUAUAAUGGAACUUCAACAGAUGGCAGUGACUUACAAGUUGAAGGGAAAUACAUUGUCGGACCCUGGCAAGACGCUGGGAAAGAUGCUACGUUUUUAUUUCAAAAUGUCAACGGGAACUGUAAAAAUGUAAUCGUCCCAAAAGACAAUUGUUCUAUUCCAUACAAUAGUGACAAAGAACUGGCAUGGUAUUUUCCUUGUAAAAUGAAAAAUAUAGAUGGUUCUUCUAAACCAAAUUUUACGAGGUCUGAGCACUAUGAUGGUUGGGGUUGCCACACAUCUAAUGAUGAAAGGAAGGCCUACUAUAAUCUGAAGAGCUAUGCGUCAGCAUAUUUUACAUGGGAUGAUAUUAAAAACUCAUCCAGAAAUUUAGUGGUAUAUAAUGGAGAUGUUCUCGAUUUGAAUUUAUUAAAUUGGUUAGAAUCUGACGAUCUAGAUUACCCUACAGAAUUCGACGAUCUAAAAAAUUCUGACCUUCAGGGUUAUGAUUUAUCCUUGGUUCUCUCUACAGGUCAUGAUAGAAAGAUCGCGAGAUGUCUGAAUGAAAUUAUUAAGGUAGGUGAAAUCGAUUCGAAGACGGUAGGGUGUCUUGCUUCAGAUGUUGUUUUGUAUGUCUCAUUAAUCUUCAUUUUUGCCAUUAUUGUCGCAAAAUUUUUAGUUGCAAGUUAUUUCCGUUGGUUCGUAUCUAAGAAACAGGGGGCGUUCGAAGUUGAUAAUAAGACUAUGGAUAGGUAUAUUAACACUAUUGAGGACUGGUCUGAUAAUAUAUAUGCUCAAGGUCCUAUCAAACAGGUAGAUCCGUCCAUGAGACCAGUGAAAAAAGAAUCAGGUCUGUCAACUUUGAAAAAGAAAACUUCAAGGAUGUUACAACUUAAUGAUUCAGUUAUAGACUUAGAAAGUUCUGCAAGUAACAACAAUAUUCCUGCAUCUGGAACCCUUAAUGGAUAUACGACUAUGACUUCACAGAAUGCGUGGAAAUUCAAUGGUGAAAAUGAUCCAAACGAACAAAGACAAAAUACUGGUCAUAGAUCUGACACCUUGACUUUAUCAUCACUCCUGUGGAACUCGGCAACGAUUUCUCCCGCACCUGGAAAGUUGACUUCAAUCUCCUCUUUAGACCCUACUAUCAUUCAUCCUGAUAUAGUACAACAACCACCUAUAGACUACAUGCCGUAUGAUUACCCCUUAAUCCACACUAUAUGUUUUGUUACCUGUUAUUCUGAGGAUGAAAGUGGUCUAAGAACUACAUUAGAUUCUAUAUCUACUACGGACUAUCCAAAUUCUCACAAGCUAAUCAUGAUUGUUUGUGACGGUUUGAUCAAAGGGUCAGGUAAUGAUAAAACGACACCAGAAAUCGCCCUAGAUAUGAUGGACGAUUUUGUUGUCCCACCUGAAGAGGUUCAAGCAAAUUCUUAUGUUGCAGUAGCAUCUGGUACCAAAAGACAUAAUAUGGCCAAAAUUUAUGCCGGGUUCUACAAAUAUGACGAUGAAACUGUCCCCCUAGAAAAACAGCAAAGAGUUCCAGUUAUUACUAUUGUGAAAUGUGGUACUCCAGAGGAACAAGGUUCUGCAAAACCAGGGAACAGAGGUAAACGUGAUUCGCAAGUCAUUUUGAUGUCCUUCUUGCAAAGGAUUACCUUUGAUGAGAGAAUGUCUGAAUUGGAAUUUCAACUUUUGAAAAAUAUUUGGCAAUUGACAGGGUUAAUGGCAGACUUUUACGAGACUGUUUUGAUGGUUGAUGCAGAUACGAAAGUAUUUCCGGACUCUUUGUCUCACAUGGUCGCAGAGAUGGUAAAGGAUCCUACAAUUAUGGGUUUAUGUGGUGAAACCAAAAUCGCAAAUAAGGCGGACACUUGGGUCACGGCAAUUCAAGUUUUCGAAUAUUAUAUCUCACAUCAUCAGUCUAAAGCUUUCGAGUCUGUGUUUGGUUCUGUUACAUGUCUACCUGGUUGUUUCUCUCUUUAUAGAAUUAAGUCACCCAAAGGUGCGGAUGGUUAUUGGGUGCCAAUUUUGGCAAAUCCAGACAUUGUUGAAAGAUAUUCUGACAAUGUUACAAACACUUUACAUAGAAAGAAUUUGUUGUUAUUAGGUGAAGAUAGAUAUCUUUCCUCCUUAAUGUUGAGAACCUUCCCUAAAAGAAAGCAAAUCUUCGUUUCUAAGGCCGCGUGUAAGACCGUUGUUCCAGAUGAAUUUAAGGUUCUAUUAUCACAGCGUCGUAGAUGGAUUAAUUCUACAGUUCAUAACUUAUUUGAACUUGUAUUAAUUAGAGAUCUUUGUGGUACAUUUUGUUUUUCUAUGCAAUUUGUCAUUUUUAUUGAAUUGAUAGGGACCCUUGUUCUACCAUUGGCAAUUUGUUUUUCUGUGUAUGUUAUCAUGUUCGCCAUACUGUCACACCCUACGCCUGUUCUUACAUUGAUCCUGUUGGGUUUAGUCCUUGGUUUACCUGGUGUGCUUGUUGUCGUAACAGCUACCAGAUGGUCUUACUUAAUGUGGCUUGCUGUUUAUAUAUGUGCAUUACCUAUUUGGAAUUUGGUUUUACCAUCAUACGCUUAUUGGAAAUUCGAUGAUUUCUCAUGGGGUGAUACAAGAACGAUCGCUGGUGGUAAUAAGGUCAAGGAGAGUGAAGAAGGUGAGUUUGACCAUUCUCAUAUAAAAAUGCGGACAUGGAGAGAAUUCGAUCGUGAAGAACGAAUGAUGACAAAAACUGGUGGUAUCGAUGCUGAUCCAUCCAAAUAUAUUUAA